Actinia tenebrosa (Australian red waratah sea anemone) is the source of this 1254-nucleotide messenger RNA. RefSeq names its product cytosolic 5'-nucleotidase 1A. The record is from RefSeq and is a predicted model, not a curated record. Gene Ontology annotation, molecular function: 5'-nucleotidase activity; magnesium ion binding; nucleotide binding. Gene Ontology annotation, cellular component: cytoplasm; cytosol. Lineage: Eukaryota; Metazoa; Cnidaria; Anthozoa; Actiniaria; Actiniidae. Gene Ontology annotation, biological process: adenosine metabolic process; nucleotide metabolic process.
AUGGCUACGAAUUCGAACAGAGAAGACGAUGGAACGAAGCUUGGAGAAAAUCGCCCUAUUCAAGAGUCGCCCAAAGAACCAGAUGACGACGAAAAAAUAUUUAUCUUGCCGGUUGGAAAAGAAAUCAACGUAGCCGUUUCCUCUCGAGCUUUGUUCGAAUUGGAAGAAGAAAAUGAUGUGUAUGAAAGGAAAGGACGUAAAGAAUACAUCGACCUUCAAAUAAGCCGAGAGGAUCAACCUCUGAAGCCAGGGGCAGCGUUCCCUUUUAUUAAGGAAGGCCCUCGAGUAUGUGAACGCGAAGUUGAAAGAGACCCACAUGAAAAAGAAAUCUUCUCUAUAACGUUGAUGUCACACAACAGUGGACAAGUUUGUAUUCGUCUCCAAAACUCCAUUGAACAUCAUGGACUGAAUAUAACAGGACUAGCUCUGACUUCAGGUGCAAAUAUCGUCCCGUACCUAAAACCGUAUGAAAUAAACCUCUUUCUUACUUCGUUUGAGGAAGAAGUAGCAGAAGCGUUAAAGGAAGGUUUCGCAGCUGCCGUGAUGUCGCUUCAGCCGAUGAACUCGCCAAGCGAGACACAACUGCGGAUCGCCUUUGAUUUGGAUGUAGUCCUGUUUGCCGAUGAAAACAAAGAAGACGACGAGUAUGCUCAACAGGAUGCUUCGUUGAACGAGAGUCCCUUAAAGAAGUUUGCCGAGGCCAUCGGUCGAAUGCAGAAAAAGCUCAUUACUGUGGAGCCCUGUCCAAUCAGGACAUACAUAAUUUCGUCACGUUCUGCAAAGAUAGGACGUCGCGCUCAGAUUACGUUACGUAACUGGGGUCUGGAAAUCGAUGAGAGCCAUUUCAAGGAAGGUCUGCCGACAGACAAAUUACUCAAGAUAAUCAACCCGCACAUUUACUUCAAUAACAAGGAUGCCGAUGUGGAGAGUGCAAGAGCAAAAGGCACGCCCACUGGGUACGUGAAAGGCGGAGAGCACAGCCACGACGAAAAGAAAAAAGAGGACGUUAAGAAGGAUCUGUUUAAGAGCAAGGAACCACUUUAAGGUAUAACACACUGUUGUGCUUCUGUAUUAGUGGUGCUCGCACAUUUCAAGCGAUAUACAUAUCAUUUGUUGUCUAUCAGUUGAUUUGACAGUAACGCAAAUUGACAGUAACGCAAAUUGACAGUAACGCAAAUUGGCAUUAACGCAAAUUGACAGUAACGCAAAUUGACAGUAACGCAAAUUGACAGUAACGCAAAUUGACAGUAACGC